Anopheles cruzii is the source of this 1713-nucleotide messenger RNA. RefSeq names its product solute carrier family 22 member 4-like. The transcript has 4 exons. The coding region runs from base 1 to 1713 and encodes 570 amino acids. The record is from RefSeq and is a predicted model, not a curated record. Gene Ontology annotation, cellular component: membrane. Gene Ontology annotation, molecular function: transmembrane transporter activity. NCBI's taxonomy places the organism in Eukaryota, Metazoa, Arthropoda, Insecta, Diptera, Culicidae. Gene Ontology annotation, biological process: transmembrane transport.
AUGUCCGUAUCGGCCAAACCGGCCACCGAUCUGGACGAUCUGCUCGGCGAGGUUGGCCGAUUCGGACCAUUUCAGCUGUGGCAGUGCACAGUUCUGUUACUCCCCGUCAUCUUUAACGCGUUCUCGAAUCUGUGCUACGUUUUCACUGCCGGAGAUCUUCACUAUCGAUGCCACAUUGGGCAGUGUGAAAAUGGAACCGCAAACGAACCGUACAGCCCGCCCUGGCUCCGUGCAGCGGUCCCAUUCCGUGACUCGCCCGGAACGAGCGUUCCGGCAAAAUGUGAGCGUUACCAAGCGUUAGACUCCCGGCAGGACACACCCGAGGGGUUUGUUUGUGAUGCGAACCACUUCAACCGGAGCGCCAUCGAACGGUGCAGUGAGCUGGUGUACGAGGACCCAACCGAGAGGACGAUUGUUAAUGACUUCCACCUAACCUGCGACGAGAACCGAUGGAAGGUCACGAUGGUCGGGACGGUCCACAACAUCGGCCAAGUGGUAGCCCUGGCCCUUUCGGGGAUCGUUUCCGAUCGCUUCGGGCGCCGACUCACACUGCUCCUGAGCGUCGGUGUCGGAUCGCUGCUCGGAGUGGCCCGAUCGUUCACCACCGGCUACGGUUCCUUUAUGGUGCUCGAGUUCCUGGAACCCAUUUUCGGGUCCACCAGCUACACGACGGCGUUCGUGCUUAGCCAGGAGCUGGUGGAACCGCGGCUACGGGUCAUCGUCAAAAGUACGGCCCUGGUCACUUACGCCCUGGCCGAAGCGGCUCUCGGGCUGCUGGCGAUGCAGUUCCGUAACUGGCGCACCCUAUCGCUGGCCGUGUUCGUGCCGGGGCUCCUUUCGAUCCCACUCCUUUGGACCACCGUCGAAAGCCUAAGGUGGUUGCUAACGAAGGGACGCCACCGAGCCGCCAUCCGCAUUCUGCGCCGUGCGGCCAAAGCCAAUAGGCGGCCGCCACCUUCGGAGCGCCUUUUGGACCGGUUGGCCCAUCAAGAGCAACCGAAGGCGGAACAACAAAAGUCGUUUUUGCAGCUCCUUGCCGGAACGUGCCGCCACCGGCGGUUGAUGCUGCGGAUUGUGAACUGUUCCUUCUGUUGGUUCACCAACGCCAUGGUGUACUACGGCCUAACGCUGAACUCGGUCACACUGGCCGGCGAUAAGUACGGCAAUUUCAUACUCAUCACGCUGGCCGCCGUACCACCGGCGGUCGGUAUCAACUGCAUCCUGAACCGGUUCGGUCGGCGGAAAACGCAAUGUGGUUCGCUGAUCCUGUCCGGUCUGUUCUGUCUGCUGACUCUGACCGCCCUAAAAGAUAUCACCUGGGUGAACGUGUCCCUGUUUCUGCUGAGCAAGAUGGCCAUCUCGCUGUCCUUCUCGACGCUCUACAUCUACACGGCCGAGAUCUUUCCCACCAGCUUGCGGCAAAGUUUCAUCUCGUUCUGCUCGAUGGUCGGUCGCUUCGGCUCGAUGGUGGCCCCUCAGAUGCCGCUCCUGCAAACGAUGUGGGCCCCGCUACCGAUGGUCCUGUUCGGAACGGUCGCCGUAGUGUCCGGGUUGCUAAUUCUGGAGUUUCCCGAAACGACGGGCAGGACGCUGCCGGACACGCUCGAAGAAGCCAUCCAGUUACACAAACCGACCGAAUCGGUUGAAGAGACACAACUCAGCCAGCGCAGCGAUAACUCACCUGAAACGAACGGAAUGAAACAUGAGCCAUGA